UGAGACAGCCCUCCAGCAGACUAUAUGGGAGACGUCAUCACACCUCCAAUGUGGAUACAUCCACGCACCGUACUGCGAAGCUGAUUCAUUCGUCACGUGUCCUGGAUUGGGGAUUCAGCAAGAGUAACUCCAGCUCGUAAAUUAUAGUGCGAAAUUCAUAAAGAUCUCCAUCGCCUGUCUGCAUUCCGAAAAAGGAGAUGGCGAAUCCGCUCGAUGAUGUCGUGGAGAUGCAAGACUUGAAAAAAUUUGAGGCACAAUACCAUCAACAACUGGAAACUGGGAGAGUAGAAGAGCAGACACAGUGGGAAUAUGCCUUCUGCCUUGUGAGAUCACCGUAUGCAGCUGAUAUCCGCAAGGGUUGCAUCUUGUUGGAGGAUCUCUAUAGCCGAGGGGAUGGUCCAACUCGAAGGGACUACAUCUAUUACCUGGCAGUUGGGAAUGCGAAGCUGAAGGAAUACAAGGAUGCACUGAAAUAUGUACAGGCUCUUCUGGCAGCAGAGCCAAGUAAUCCACAAGCCAAGGAACUAGAAGCUCUAAUCAGGAAGAAUAUGGAGAAAGAGGGACUGAAGGGCAUGGCAGUUGCAGGAGGAGCAAUCCUUGGUCUUGGGGCCUUGAUUGGACUUGGCAUUGCUCUUGCUCGGAAAUGAGGUCCUGGAGUGUCUGUGAACACCUGUUUCAAAUUAUAGCAGUGCUACCAGUUUCUGUAAAACUGUGUUAUGGUUGUCAGAGAGGUGGGGAACUUCUUCCCUUAAGGAAUCCAUUUUGUUGAGAGUCAACCAAAUUGCCAUGAGGGAGGUUAUUUAUCUUAGCAUCUGCGGCACUGGUAGACUAUUUCUCUUAUACCUGUUUCUGACUGGAAGACCAGUUCAUUGUGAUGGUGAGUGUUAGAGGUAUUAUUGAAGGAUGAUUGAUGGGGGAAGAGUUAUCUUGGCCCUUAUUCCCCAAAUCUGUGAUUCUUUUCUCUCAUUGCUUUUCCUUGCACCAUAUACCACUUUCUUUUUGCUUGGAAGUUUCAUGUCUUGGUUGGCAUUCUCACUUUAAAAAUACAAAAAAUAAAUGUGAUCCUUGGUUAUGUCAUUAUUGACAAGUUGGAAGAAAAACAAAAUUAGAACUGAAGUAGCUUGGUGCAUGAUUGCUUUCACUAGGUGAUUGCACAACAGCUGAUUUAGCCACAUUGCAUUCUGAUUUCUCAUAAAUCAUGGUGAUUCUGAUGUUCUGGUGCACACUAGGAGCCUCCAGUCAUAGAUGCAGAUAGUUCACUGUGCAGAAAAUGUUGAGAAUGAUUACUCUGUCUAAGAUGUUGUCACAUUGAAGCUUUAGUUUUUCUCACACCCCUCAUCAACCUGGGAUUACAUUGGGAUCAUAAUAUUGAAUCUAGUUCAUGAAACACAAAAACCACAAGGAAUGAAGCAAGCAAGUUAUUUGCAAUGUAAAAGUAAUUCUUUUUCUGAAAUGGUAUUGUUUUUAUUCUACAUGUGUGCAAUAUAUAGUGUGAUAUAUGUGUGGCAUCUAGACAAAAUGGAUCAUGCCAUUUGGCAGCCUUUGCAUCAUAAGUGUUAAAAAAAAAACUAGGAGCAAGUCAUAUUGAAAGCUCAGAAUAUCUGAAACAUGGAAAAGCACAACUAAAUGGGCUAUUAGAAUAGGUCUUACAAUCCUGAGGUCUGUCACCAUCUGCUGGCCAGAGAGAUGCAUUUUUUACUUCAAACCUAUUCAACAGAAAACAAUGCCACCCUCAAUGUGUAUAUGUGCAAACACAAAAUAAUGCAUAGGGGCACUCUAUCCACAUAGAUGGUGGAAUGGGCAAGUUGAGGAAGGGAAAGGUUGAUUAUUUGGAACUUAUUAUAUUUUGUCCCCACCUUUCAGAGGUGAUUUUUUAUGUCUACAGUAGCAUAAAACUGGCCAUAUUCCUAAGUCCCUUCCUUGCUUGGUGGUAAUUUUUUCAAAAUAAAUAAAGUAAUACAUAAGUCAACAGUAUACUAUCUUAGCAGUGAGCAUGAACAAAUUUCCUUAUGCAAAUGAGACAUCUGGCAGCAGACAAAAACAAUUUUUGUUACUCCUAAUCAUGUAAAAGCUUAUAAUCACUGCACACUCAA
Messenger RNA from Darwinula stevensoni, 2093 nucleotides. The record is from the annotation of a GenBank genome assembly. NCBI's taxonomy places the organism in Eukaryota, Metazoa, Arthropoda, Ostracoda, Podocopida, Darwinulidae.